CGCGACACUGUUCCUCAGGCCGCCAGCUCACUCAAUCUAGGUACCUAGGUAGGCAGACCCUCUCGACCUCCCCAAACCUCGCGCGCGGACAUCAUCGCUCGCAAAGAGACCAGAUGCCGUGCAUGAAUGGCUGAGGCAGGGGGGCGUUCAUCUCGCCACCACGGCAGGACUCAGGAUCCUCUCCUGUUAUGCUCUCAAGGUGCGACAGCUCCGCAGUCACUGGACACGACUGCACCGGCACGAAAAUAUACCGGCCGUAAAGAAGCAGCCGCGGGGCGAAACACUGCGACUUUUAUUGUCCGGCCAGUCACAAUGCACAUUCACGGGCCGCGGACUGUCCGCAUUCUCAGGCUGCCUGAGCGGCUGGGUCGAAACGAAACGCGCCUUGCUCGCCUUGCGUUCGGCCGACCGCCUUGGGCCUUAUGGGCUGGGCAGCUUUCCAGCCGCGGCUGGCUGCCUAGCGAUAGCCACAGUGUCCAUAUCGACGGGUGCCAGGUGGUACUGCGGCGGCUGCGCUGGAGGCACCAAAAGAAUCCCCACGGGACGGAAGAGCACAGUGCUGUCCCGACUCUCUCACCGGGACUUAUGGGUUGGCGUGUUUGCCCGCCGUAAUGCGCAGGUUCCUGGCCGUGCUUCUCUUUUAAAACACGCGCCUUCGCAGCCACAGCGUUUGAUCGAUCCAUGGCCAGGCCGGCGCGAAGUGCAAAAUCGCUAGGUGUCAUCCCCCCUUCUUCUGCUGCAACAUUUUCUUGCGUGUGAAUGCUAGGUACCUAGUAGAUCUUUUCCACAGGAUGGCCUGCCUCAUGCACAGCACUGUUGAAAUCACUCCCGCCCGUCUCAGUUCAAAAGCCCACCACGUCCCCCACUGCCCCAACCCGCACAGAGCAGUGAGCACCAUAUCCACGUGAACCACCCCUCCAAUGGUCUUGCCCCACGGGAGCUCCGAUAAGGCGUACAUGUUCCCCCAUCCGCCAGCUUAUCAACCAGGACGAGCACUUCCUUCCAGGUGCUGCCGUCUGCCUAACAUCAUACUAAGCAGUCACGACUCACCACUCAGCGCUUCAGCUCUACCCCACCUCCCUCCCCGUCAUCCGCCUGCUACAACUCGCGUCCCAUCUUCUGCCCCUCCUCGGUCGGACUUCGAAGCUACAACUUCGUCGUCCCGCCCACUCCUUGACGGAUCAAGACAUUCAUCUGCGCCCUGGCUUGACGCGAAGAUAUCGUCUCUCUGCCCUUGCACCGGGACUCGCCUGAGCUGCCUUCCCCGCAGCUGCAGUCCCGUCACACUACUCUGUCAGCCACGCUGCGGCUUGUGACAGGGGUCCAUCCCGCCGUGAAUCCGCAUCACGACUUCCACCCCCGGUUGCGGAAACCAUCGACCCUUUUUAUCUGGCGUCGAGAGAAUCUGUCACCAUGGCCACUGCUCAGUAUGACGACGAAGUGCAAGUGAUGCUCGCCGUUUGUGGGCCCGCCUCGUUGUCGGCUUUCACGGAUCGACGGCUAUUUCUCACCAAGGACAACCCCAUCAUCGCCGUCGGACGUACCAGCAAAAGAGAUGCAAGCCUCGAGCAGGCCCCAAACAAUGCCUGGAUUGAUUCGGCGGUCAUGUCCCGCAACCACGCCAAGAUUGAGUUUGACACUGCAAACAAGCGAGUUCUCAUCACCGACGUCGGAUCCCUUCACGGCACUUUCCUCAACAACACCCUUCUCACCCCCCAUGUGCCCCAACCUCUGGCUCAGGACGAUGAGCUGAGAUUCGGUAUCGCUGUCGAGAGACGUGCACAGUCGUUUCCACCAUGCACCAUGCGAGUUCUUGUCAAGUAUGGUACUGAACCACGUCCCGAAGGAAGACCUGCCGUCUUCCGCGUCCCAGACGACAGCGACUACGAGGACGACACCAGCGAUGACGAUGACCCAAGCAUUAUAGACACCGUAGGCGUUAUCGUUGCAAACGGCUUUGGCCCCGCGGAGCUGGGCGACACUCUUAAAGGCGAGAUCAUCGAUCUGACACAGGCGCAUGCGGGCGAUGUGGAGGACGACCCUGCAACAGAGCUUGAACCGACGGAAGCCCUACUCACUGUCGUUAGUGACGAACCGAUCCACGAAGCUAGCGACCCUGAGUCUGGCACGCACAGUCCUUGGCAAGCUCGCGAAGUUUCGUCGCUGCUAGAGUCUCACCAGACAGAUGUCGACGCCCUGGACGAACUCUCUGACGAACUCCAUGACGAACUCCAUGACGAACUCCAUGACGAACUCCAUGACAGCGAACUCAUAUCCGAAUUUGCUGAUGACGAAGAUGUGGAUCUUGACACUACAAGCGAGGUUGAGCGCACCCAAGGUGAGUUAUACAGUUUCUGCAAACACGAUCCAUCUUGUCGACAAGUUCUUGUAGAUUUGCAGUCGUCCGAAGCAGAAGUCAGUUCUGCCAGUCAUGAGUCUCCCGACUGUGGCUGCGACCACAUAACGCCUGGCCAGCCCGAGCUUUUGAGCACAGAAUGCGUUUCUGUAGAAUCUAAUGCCAGGGUACUGGGGUCGCAGGAGCGCGAGGCAGAUAACCAUGCGCCAGCUACACUGCGUCUGUCAGAUAUGGCUCUGCCUCCUCUCGGAACGAGCCUGACAGUUCCGGAUCACUUCCACCUACCACCGAUUGCGUGCAACGUUAGAGAGGCCGCCAUGCACACAGUGGACCAGCCUAUGCAGGCCGUCGAUUCUGGGGCGACCAAUUUUAUUACCCCACCACAGACGGGUCGCGUGAGAAGGCUUCUUCCUUCGUCGCUCCAUCAGCCUGUCCCUCAGCCGGGUCAGACAUGGACACCUGGAGAUGGCAAGGUCUCUCAGAAGCCGGGACACAAUGCAUUCUCCCCUGCUUUUGCUGUGGCGGCCCACGGAAAGUUAUGCGAUGUAUCUCCCACCAGCAGCUUGUUGGCUUCAGGUGCCAAAUUCCUCACGACCCCUCCUUCUGACGAAGAACCGAAGAAAGCGUUCUGCUAUCCUCUAGACGACAGCUCCGCCUACAUGUUUGAGCAGAGCAAGAAAGCCGCCGAGAUGGACGAAGCGAACUCUCGUCGCACGCACGUUGCGAUCAAUGACCUCCUCGAGGUGGAUGCGGAACGCUCUGAGGGACCCCUCAAGGGCCAGGAAACUCGCAAGCGGAAGUUUGCAGAUCUAUCCUCUACGACGCCAGAAGAAGAGCGUUCGGCGGUGGUUGUACCAAAGCAGCCCGACAAACGCUCCACAGAGCGCCCUGCCAAGCGCAUCCGGAAGGCCGCCGAAGUUUUCGGAUACGUUGCCUUGGGCGGCGUGGCGGUUGUAUCGGCUCUGAUUGCGACGGCACCCAACUUGUAGUGUUUUGUGCGCGGCGGAAUGACGGUACAGGCUGAGCGCGCCCUGUCAGGCACGACCUGGUGAUUCCCUCUUUGCAUGCUUGAUGGUUACUUGGCGUCCGGGUGCUAGGGAUUGGUAGGACCAAUGGCAAGAUUGAAUGAACAGGGAAUGGACGUUACUUUUUUGCGCGGCCUGGAACUGGACAGCGGGUGAAUUAGCACGCGUUGCGUGGCAUUUGUAUAGUUCGUCGCUGUCCCGCCGUUGCUUUGCUCGCGCCUGCACAUGGCCUCUUUCGUGAAGAUGCGCACACAAUGAUCAAAUACGAUUUCAGUAAACGUUUUAGGCAGUCAAAGGUAUCGCACUGGUGGUGAUUGUGUAGGAUGGAGCCGUGUGACGACGGGCCGUCAUGUCGGUGAGUAUGGAGUAGGCGGUACGAAGCAAUAUAGGCGUCGCUCGUUUAGCAUGGGGCUCGAGAUUGGGCUCAUGUCGGG
Molecule: messenger RNA, 3815 nt
Organism: Purpureocillium takamizusanense
Lineage: Eukaryota; Fungi; Ascomycota; Sordariomycetes; Hypocreales; Ophiocordycipitaceae
Exons: 5
Coding region: 1414-3345 (643 amino acids)
Cellular component (GO): cytoplasm
Molecular function (GO): protein binding
Source: RefSeq, a predicted model, not a curated record